GCACAGGAGCCCUACUUAGAUGGAAUCAAUUACAAUUGUGUUGCUCCAGGGAAAAGAUUUCGCCCUAUGGAUAAUCUUUCUGGUGGCGAAAAAACGGUAGCAGCCCUGGCGCUGCUGUUUUCAAUACAUAGUUUUCAGCCGUCUCCGUUCUUCGUAUUGGACGAAAUUGAUGCGUCUUUAGACAUAACCAAUAUUAACACUGUUGCAAAAUACAUUUGUAGUGAGACUAAACGAAACUGUCAAUGUAUCGUUAUAUCACUGAAGGAGGAAUUCUACCAUUAUGCAGACUCAUUAGUUGGAAUAUAUUCAGAGGACGGUGAAUGCACAAUGAGUAAAGUAUUAACGUUGGAUUUAAACAAAUACGUUGAAUCGAAGCAGUAA
Messenger RNA from Trichoplax adhaerens, 381 nucleotides. RefSeq lists its product as uncharacterized. Lineage: Eukaryota; Metazoa; Placozoa; Uniplacotomia; Trichoplacea; Trichoplacidae. The transcript has 5 exons. Gene Ontology annotation, biological process: sister chromatid cohesion. The record is from RefSeq and is a predicted model, not a curated record. The annotation marks the transcript as partial. Gene Ontology annotation, cellular component: cohesin complex; nucleus. Gene Ontology annotation, molecular function: DNA binding.